AUGAAGGCACAGGCAGUGUGUGCCGUCUGUCUUCGUCAGCCUUGUAACAUCUCUAAGCGGAUCUCAGGAUUGUCCUCCAUAGGCUCAAAUAUUACCUGGCCCAACCAAGUGAGCAAAUACUCACUUGGAAGACUUGAUAAAGAUAUAAUUGUCCCUUGCUUGUUUGAAAAUGGACCCAAAGUCGUAAUUCACUGGAGGAAUCAAGAUAAUGUUUACACAUACUACAAAGACAGUGACCAUUUGUAGAAGCAAGAUCCCAGAUACUGCAAACAGUGCAUGCUCUUCCACCAUGAAAUUCACAGUGGGAAUGCCACCCUACCUUUCAGAAGACUAAGCCUUCUAGAUGAAGGAACUGAUAUGUGCUAUGUGGGAACAGCAGCUAGAAUGAAGUAUGAAGAGAGGGACGCAAACAGCUCCUUCAUAUGUGGCACGUUAAGUGUUUAUCUUCAUCCAGUUAUCACACAGAAAGUGGACAAUACACCUAUCUCUGCCAGCACUCUGGAAGAAAUUGAAUCUUUCGAUCCUUUAUCUAAUGGUAGAGUAAAUAUCACAGGAUCCAAUUUAUCUUAUAAAUGUGCCAUUGAAAAUCCAAUGCCGAAGCAAACAUGGAUGGGGAGAUGGACAAUGAAAAAUAGGGCUGUCUGUGUGUAUGUGCUAGUUUCAUGGAAUGAAGAGCUAAUAAACCAGAGUGAUUUUCUUUUUCUUUUUGCUUUGAGGAAUCUUAGUCCCUUAGACAGUGAGGAAUAUUUAUGCAAUAUUUCUUCAAGCAAAUACACUGUGCUCACCUUUCAAACACUGCAUAUAGAGAAGCUGGAGCCCAUUGCCAUGGAGUCGCACGCACGCCUGGCCAAGACUGGGGCUGAUGAGGGAGGCUGUUGGGCACUGGGAGGGCUGUGGGUCCAGGAUCUGCUGCCGAUCUCCGAUCUCCGGCAGCUCACCAGCUCUGGCCUGGGCUAA
This is a messenger RNA of Artibeus jamaicensis (Jamaican fruit-eating bat), 957 nucleotides long. It is a transcript of the gene HHLA2, whose product is annotated as HERV-H LTR-associating 2. Gene Ontology annotation, cellular component: external side of plasma membrane. NCBI's taxonomy places the organism in Eukaryota, Metazoa, Chordata, Mammalia, Chiroptera, Phyllostomidae. Gene Ontology annotation, biological process: positive regulation of T cell proliferation; cellular response to lipopolysaccharide; cell surface receptor signaling pathway. The record is from RefSeq and is a predicted model, not a curated record.